This is a messenger RNA of Podarcis muralis (Common wall lizard), 884 nucleotides long. The record is from RefSeq and is a predicted model, not a curated record. NCBI's taxonomy places the organism in Eukaryota, Metazoa, Chordata, Lepidosauria, Squamata, Lacertidae.
AGGCGUGACUACUUGUUGUCUCUCUCUCUCCUCUCUGAUUUCAGUGUCAAGACAUGACUGUCCAAAAAUCCCAUGUGACAUGCCAGGACGAAGCACAAGAAGCAAACAUCCGCCCCUUCCAAGUCACCUUCAAGCCUGCCCUGAGCCCAGGUAUCAAAAUAUUGAAAAAGUGCUGCAGAUGGAGCAAGAUCCUGCAUAUGUCAAACCAAUCGCUGCAGAUAUUUAUUACAACUGUGGGAAUUUCGUAAGGCAAUCCAGUGAUGAAGAUGCCUACUCUUAUCAAAACGUGGCUGGCCCAUCGAGAAGCAGUGGGCUUGUCUUGGCAGAUGUGGAUGUCUAUGAAAACAGCACAACGAUCCAGAUAUGGAAGCACUCGCAGAUCGCAGGUGAACUAUGGGCUGCAAAUUCUCUUAGAAAUCAUCUACAAUCUCAAUUCUUUGAAUAUAUGAUGCAUGUCAUGUGUGACUUGGCUAACUUUCUUGAGCUAUCUGCUCUGCACAUAAAGCAUUUUCCUGCUUUCUAGCUGUGGAACAGAUUGCAUUGAUGUACCAGCCCGUAACAGUAAGCCCUGAUAGCAAAAGCCAGAUUUUUGUUUUUCCCCUUCUGAAAGAUGAACUAAAUUUGCAUCUGUGCAUUUAAAUUAGUACAUGCAAAUUUUAGGCAAAUUUGUCCCUGUGCCCUGAGUCCUUGGCGAUGCCCCUUCCCUCUUCCUUCCACACAAGUGCAAGGAGUUCAGAAGCUUCCACUUUGGGCUAACCAUGGUUUUAUGUUGUCUAGACCCAACCAUGGUUAGCAUUUAUUGUUUGUUUCAAACAAGCCAAAGCUGGCUCAUUUAAACCACUUUUGUUAGUGUUAGCCUUCAUUUCGGGUCUGGGCAACAUGGC